AUGCAGACGAGAUCACAUAGGAAAUCAGAACUAUGGGACAUAAAUCCAGACCAUUACGAUAAUGGUGUCCCCGUAUUCAAGCCAACUAUGGACCAAUUCAAAGACUUUUACAGAUUCAACAAAUCCAUCAAUAAAUAUGGAUUAGAGGCGGGGAUUGUUCGGGUGAUUCCUCCACAAGAAUGGAAAGAGUCAUUAUCAAGUUGCUACACUGAGGAGAAUUUGUCCAAGGUAGUUAUCAAAAACCCCAUCGUUCAGCAGAUUAACAGUAACAAUCAUGGAGUCUUUCAAAUACAAAAUAUGGAGAGAGCAAGGAAGUAUACCCUAGAGCAAUGGCAAGAGCUUUCCAAGAAACAGGAACCCCCAAGGAGGCGCAAGAGGCUGCAUGACGAUAACGAUGAAAAUGCCACCGGUAAAGUGGAUGCCACCGAGUUUAACAGUGAGCGUUGCGAAGAGUUGGAACGCUCAUACUGGAAAUCUUUAACCUAUUCCGAGCCUAUAUAUGGAGCUGACUCUGAGGGAUCUUUGUUCACAGAUGAUGUGAAUGUGUGGAACGUGGCAAAGUUGCCAAAUGUGUUGGAUUUGAUGGAGGAGCGGAUUCCUGGCGUGAAUAAUGCGUAUUUGUAUGCUGGCGUGUGGAAGGCUACGUUUGCAUGGCACCUUGAAGACCAAGACUUGUACCUGAUCAACUAUAUUCACUUUGGAGCUCCUAAACAAUGGUACCUGAUACCACAAGCACAGCAUGAAAAGUUUUUCAACCUUAUGAAAGAAUUGUUCACUGAUGAGUAUAAAAAUUGUCCCCAGUUUCUUCGCCACAAAACCUUCCAUGCUCUGCCUCAAUAUCUAGAAAAAAAGGGCAUCACAGUUAACCAUACGAUCCAUAGGGAGGGCGAGUUUAUCUUGACGUAUCCUUAUGGGUACCACGCAGGAUUCAACUACGGUUUCAAUCUCGCAGAAUCAGUCAACUUUGCUCUUGAUUCUUGGUUUGAUAUUGCCAAAAAGACCGAUAGUUGCCAUUGCAUUCCGGACGCGGUGAAUAUCAAUGUCGAUCAAUUAUGGAAAAGGUACAACUCUGUGAAAAAGAAUUCCGUGGUUUUUGUGUGA
Messenger RNA from Lodderomyces margitis, 1101 nucleotides. RefSeq names its product lysine-specific demethylase family protein. Gene Ontology annotation, molecular function: histone H3K36 demethylase activity; histone H3K9 demethylase activity. NCBI's taxonomy places the organism in Eukaryota, Fungi, Ascomycota, Pichiomycetes, Serinales, Debaryomycetaceae. The transcript has a single exon. Gene Ontology annotation, biological process: chromatin remodeling. Gene Ontology annotation, cellular component: nucleus. Bases 1 to 1101 code for a protein of 366 amino acids. The record is from RefSeq and is a predicted model, not a curated record.